Molecule: messenger RNA, 3029 nt
Organism: Boleophthalmus pectinirostris (great blue-spotted mudskipper)
Lineage: Eukaryota; Metazoa; Chordata; Actinopteri; Gobiiformes; Gobiidae
Gene: bmp15
Product: bone morphogenetic protein 15
Exons: 2
Coding region: 74-1297 (407 amino acids)
Biological process (GO): SMAD protein signal transduction; BMP signaling pathway
Cellular component (GO): extracellular region
Molecular function (GO): growth factor activity; cytokine activity
Source: RefSeq, a predicted model, not a curated record
ACGUGUGAAUGGCGCUGCUCUCUGCGGAGGAUGGUGUCCCGUAGCCGCGUCCGUGAAGCUCUCUGACCCGAACAUGCGGUCGUGCGGCUUCAUCCUCCUCUGUCUCCUCACGUGCACCGUGUCCAUGCGGGAACCCAACCGGAGCAGCCGGAGUCCAAAACAGGAGCGCGCGCACCACCGGCCUCUCACGCGCGAGCAAAAGGCCGAUCAGAACCUGCAGUUUAUGCUGAGUCUGUACCAGAGCGCCGCGGGGCCUGACGGGAGGCCCAGACAGCACCGCAAGUUCGGCUCCAACACCGUGAGACUCCUCCGGCCCACAGCGUCCUCAGUGCGGUACCUGCCCGCCACAAGAGAUCACCACUACUCCUUCACAGUGGAGUAUCACCUGGACACUCUCCCCUCAGAGCAGCUGCUCAGAGCCUCCUUCGUCCACCUCCGGUCCUCCUCCUCUGGCCGGGACUCCACCCCCAAAGCCCCCCGCUGCAGGGCACAGCUCUCCUCUCUGGGCCACAGCAGCCUGGUGGUCCUAGAGCCUGACGAACGCUGGACAGAGACGGACAUCACUGCCCACGUGCUCCAGGAGCCCACCUCCCACCUGACGCUCACUGCCCAGUACUGGUGCUCCGAUCCUGGGCAUGGCGAGGCCGAGGUGCCCUGGUGGAACUGGUUCUCCUUCGGUAGGCGCAGUGCAGAGAACGCCCACGUGGAGGCGCCGUCUCUGCUGCUGUACCUGGAGGAGCGGCGGCAGGUGAAGGAGUGGGUGGGCGAGCUGAUCGGAGGAGAGGAGGGAGAGGGAGGAGAGGACUUUAUAAACCAGAUCAGACAUGGGCUCCCAGCCGUUCGCCAGAGGAGGUCUGAAGACAGCGCACUGACUUUAGAGGUUCUGACCAAACGCUCGUCCUCCUCUUCCUCGCCUCUCCCCACCUCCUCUCCCUCACUCCUCUCCGAUUCUCCGAACUACAAACGGAAAACAGGAACCCCCAAAAACCGCUGUAAGCUCCACUCGUUCAGACUUUCCUUCGACCAGCUGGGGUGGGGCCACUACUUCAUAGCUCCGCCCAUGUACAACCCUCGAUUCUGCCGUGGAGACUGCCCCCGUGUUUUGCCCUACGGCUACAACUCCCCCAACCACGCCGUGAUCCAGAACACCAUCCACGGGUUAGGCUUGGGGGAGGUCCCUCUGCUCUCCUGUGUCCCGCUCAAAUACCUCCCCCUCAGCGUCCUGGUGGUGCACAAGAAGAAGGUGGAGUACAGGGAGCUGGAGGACAUGGUGGCGGACUCGUGCACGUGCAGAUAGAGAAGCAAAGAAAGGACACAUGAGGUUUGGACAAGGUAAAAAUCUCAUUAAAGAUGCUUCAUGUAACUUUUCUGGAACCAUGGCGGGGGCUGUUAAUGUUAAUAUAUUUGCCUGGAAUGCUCUACAGUGUUCAAUUAAACUUGGAUAGAGUUGGAUUUAUUUAAAGGUGCACUGUGUAACUUUUCUAGUGGACAGUCCGCCAGUUGCUUGUCUUCAUGGAAAUGUUUUUGAUUUGCCUAGAAAGGUUUAACCUAUACUGUGGACCAAUCAGUCAUGAGGGAGACAAGCAGGUUACAGCACUACGCUACAUUACAGUUCAGAUCUGUGGAGAGUCGCCCCUAUUCACAGAAGAAACUGUUGUAUUUUUGAGCAAGAGAAACACCUGUAAUGAAUAAAUGCUAGAUGGGUAUGUUUAAAGUCAUACCAUGGAACAUUCCAGGCAAAGCGAUAACGUCUCCAAGGAGAUAAGCAGAUCUCAAACCCUCCACCGCAAAAGUUGCACUGUGCACCUUUUAAAUUCUGAGGUGUUUUAGUGCUCAAAAAUAUCAUGAAAAACUUAGAUUCCUCCACUCCACAGAUCUGAACUGUCAGUUGGCCUGGCAGCAUCAUCUACCUGUCUACCUGAGUAUAAUGCCAUACUGCGGGACAUUCUAGACAAAGCAAUAACAUCUACGCGGACAUAAGUACGUGGCAUGCUCCCCACCAAUGAAGUUAGAGUAGCUUUAAAAAUUGACUAAAUAUUACAGGAUUUUCAAGUUUCCCAGACACAUCAUGCUUAUUUGUGACAAUUUAGCGAUUUUGGUGCGAGCUGUGAGAUUUUUGCUCCAGUUGGAUCUAGAACUGUAGCUUAAAAUUUGCACAAAAUGUCCGCCAAAAGCCAUGCAUUUGUCUCUGUUAAUGAAGUGAUUUGGUGCAAUUUCAAAAAAAAAGUAAAAGUUGGAUCUAGAAGACUGAAAUUUACACAAAAAUGUCCACCCAAAAAAUGCGUUAGUCUCAGGUUAAGCAUCCAUUUUGGUGCAGUUUCUGAGGUGUGAGAUCUUUGCUGGAGUCAUAUCUAAAAGACUGUAGCUCACAAUCUGCACCAAAAUGUCAACCAAAAAACGAUGUAAAAGUUGUGAGAUUUUCAAAGACUGAAAUCGUCAAAAAUAAAGUUCACCAAAAUCAGUGCGUUUUUGGUGAACAAGGGGUCAGGCAAUGAAGCAAUUUGAUGCAGUUUCAAACGUUGUGAGCUUCAAAAUUUGCACAAAAAUGAAAAAUGUAUUGCUAAUUGUGUUGCUUUAAGUGGGAAGUUGAUUUGGUACAAAAACAAUGAAUUAAUAAUAAAUGCCUAGGACUGACUCAAAUGUCUAGGAAAAUGAAAUGCACUUUGAAACCUAAUGCCUUUCUAGUUAUUUAUUGAAAAACAUUUGUAUAAAAUAAUUGUUCACACCAGCUACAGGCACUAAAUCAUUUCACAUAUUUAUAAUGUAUAAUGUUUGUCACUUUUUUGUUCAGUAAAUUUUAAAUGGAAAAUACCACAUAACUCUUCAGGAGAUGGGAGGCAUUUUUAUAUGAGGUGUUGCGGAGUGUUGCUGCUUAUUUGUAAACUGUGGAUUAUGAUAUUUAUAUAAAAAUGGGGAAAAAAAUGGAAAUGUAGAAAAAAAAAUGAGAUGAAUUGUGAACCAGAUUGCUCAGUGAAAGUGAUGCAAUUUUAUACAAAAAAAUAAUAAUAAAAGUAAUGCAUUUUCUCAAA